This is a messenger RNA of Chinchilla lanigera (long-tailed chinchilla), 1710 nucleotides long. It is a transcript of the gene Trim13, whose product is annotated as tripartite motif containing 13. The transcript has 4 exons. Bases 301 to 1524 code for a protein of 407 amino acids. Lineage: Eukaryota; Metazoa; Chordata; Mammalia; Rodentia; Chinchillidae. Gene Ontology annotation, molecular function: zinc ion binding. The record is from RefSeq and is a predicted model, not a curated record. Gene Ontology annotation, biological process: positive regulation of canonical NF-kappaB signal transduction; positive regulation of macroautophagy; innate immune response.
GCGUGGCGGGCCGGCGCGCGUGUUGGGGGCGUACGCCUGCGCGUCGGGUCAUUUUUGCGCGGGGGCGGCCUCACGCGGGUCCCCCAAGUUGACAGGUGCUGCACAGAUGUGAUUAAAAUUCCAUGCUCUAUAGCCAGAAGCUGUAACUUCUGAAAUGUUGCACAUCAGACUGCUACUUCAUGAAGAUCAAAUCUGCAGCCACAAGUUUAAUUGUCAGUACGUGAAAAAUAACCUGAUUGCUUUGUCCUGGGAAAUAGCAACCCCGCCAGAUACACCUGCUUGCCGGGGACAGAGGAUGUGAUGGAGCUGCUUGAAGAAGACCUCACGUGUCCAAUUUGCUGCAGUCUGUUUGAUGAUCCUCGAGUUUUGCCUUGCUCACACAACUUCUGCAAAAAAUGCUUAGAAGGUCUCCUAGAAGGGAAUGUGCGGAAUUCUUUGUGGAGACCAUCUCCAUUCAAGUGUCCUACAUGCCGUAAAGAAACUUCAGCUACUGGAGUUAACAGCCUGCAGGUUAAUUACUCCCUGAAGGGUAUUGUGGAAAAGUACAACAAAAUCAAGAUCUCUCCCAAAAUGCCAGUGUGCAAAGGACACUUGGGGCAGCCUCUCAACAUUUUCUGCCUAACUGAUAUGCAGCUGAUUUGUGGAAUCUGUGCUACCCGUGGUGACCACACCAAGCACGUCUUCUGUUCUAUCGAAGAUGCCUAUGUUCAGGAAAGGGAUGCCUUUGAGUCCCUCUUCCAGAGUUUCGAGACCUGGCGUCGGGGAGAUGCUCUUUCUCGCUUGGAUACCUUGGAAACUAGCAAGAGGAAAUCCCUACAGCUACUGACUAAAGAUUCUGAUAAAGUGAAGGAGUUUUUUGAGAAAUUACAGCACACAUUAGAUCAAAAGAAAAAUGAAAUUCUGUCUGACUUUGAGACCAUGAAACUUGCAGUUAUGCAAGCCUAUGACCCAGAGAUCAAUAAACUCAACACCAUCUUGCAAGAGCAACGAAUGGCCUUUAACAUCGCUGAGGCUUUCAAAGAUGUGUCAGAACCCAUCAUAUUUCUACAGCAGAUGCAGGAGUUCAGGGAGAAAAUCAAAGUAAUCAAGGAAACUCCAUUACCUCCCUCUAAUUUGCCCACAAGCCCUUUUAUGAAGAACUUCGAUACCAGUCAGUGGGAGGAUAUAAAACUAGUAGAUGUUGACAAACUUUCUUUGCCUCAGGACACUGGCACACUGAUUAGCAAGAUUCCCCAGAGCUUCUAUCUGUUACUUGUGAUAGUCCUUCUGCUUGGCCUCCUCAUUUUCUUUGGCCCUGCCAUAUUCCUAGAAUGGUCUCUAUUUGAUGAAUUGGCAACUUGGAAAGAUCAUCUUUCAAACUUCAGUUCUUAUCUGACUAAAGCAGCUGAUUUUGUAGAACAGUCAGUUUUUUACUGGGAACAAAUGAUAGAUGGGUUUUUCAUCUUCAGUGAAAGAGUCAAGAAUUUCACUUUGGUGGUGCUGAACAAUGUGGCAGAAUUUGUGUGCAAAUAUAAACUAUUAUAAAAUCUCAACCAUGUACUUCUCUGCUUUUUGAUAGAAACUGUUAGUGAACAGAGUAGUGAUUCAGAAUUUGGACAAGAGACCAGACAGGUAUUUUUCUCUAAAAGUACUCCCUUCAAAAAUAAUGUUCUAUACACACUGUUCAAAUUAGGUAGCAUAAAAGUACAGUAUUAAAAUAAAUACCCCCUA